CGGGACGGGGUGUAAGGGCCGGCGCCGCGGCGAGGGGGCGGCGGGCCGUCGGGGGGGAGCGGGGGGCGCCGCACCCCCUGCCCGCCCCUCGGCGCCGGGGGAGCGGGGCGAGCUGGAGGCGGAAAGUUGGGGAGAGAAAUGUGAAUCCAAAUGGAGCAGUCGGAAGGAGGCGAGCAGAGCCAGCGGCGGCAGCAGCAGCCCUGGGGGAAGCUGAUCCGGCUGGGUGCUGAUGAGGCAGAGCCGCACGUCCUGCUGCUGAAAAGAGAGUGGACAAUUGGUCGGAAGAAAGGUUGUGACUUAUCUUUCCCUGGCAACAAGUUAGUGUCUGGAGAUCACUGUAAAAUCAUAGUGGAUGAAGAAUCUGGUCAAGUGUCAUUGGAAGAUACAAGUACUAAUGGAACAGUAAUUAAUAAACUGAAAGUGGUGAAGAAGCAGACAUACCCUUUACAGACUGGGGAUGUGAUCUAUGUUGUUUACAGAAAAAAUGAGCCAGAGAACAAUGUUGCUUAUCUUUAUGAAUCCUUAAACACAAAGCAUGAUGCAACUCAAGAACCAGUAGAAGUUAAUGUAGAAAACCAAUGCCAUGUGACCAAAGAUACCUCAAGUACAGGAAGAAGUAAUGAUGAGACCCAAAUUACCUCAUCACCGUCAGCUACUCAGUCUUGCUAUGAGGAACCACAGCCAUCUACUUCUACAUCUAACCUCUUUAAUGCUUCUUCUACCUCUCUUAUUGAGUCUGCGUCUGUUCAGCAGGAUAAUCCUUCUACAUCUGGAUCACAAUCCUCAGUUUUCGCUCCUGUGCCUGCUUUCCCCAUCUUAGAAUCUGUGUGUCUAAGAGCACUGCAUGACGAACAUGAAAAGCUGGAUAUGAAUACUGAAACUUCUGCAAUCGCUUCAGAAAUCACUGACAAAGAAAAAGCAGAAUCGGAUUCUCAAACAACAGGGGAGGAGGAAGGUUUGGAACCUGCGAAGAAGAAACUAAAAGGAGAUGAAGAUGCUUGUCCAAAUCUUCCACCAGCAGCUCCAAGUGAAUGUAUAAUUAAAAUUGGCUCUGAAGAUGCAAAAACAUCAAAUGUGAAGCCCGAUAAGAUGGAAGAAACACUAACGUGCAUUAUCUGCCAAGAACUGCUGCAUGACUGUGUAAGCUUGCAGCCUUGUAUGCAUACUUUUUGUGCUGCCUGCUACUCAGGAUGGAUGGAAAGAUCUUCUCUAUGUCCAACUUGUCGUUGUCCAGUAGAACGUAUUUGCAAAAAUCACAUAUUGAACAACUUGGUUGAAGCUUAUCUGAUUCAGCAUCCAGAUAAAUGUCGUAAUGAAGAUGAUGUACGUAGCAUGGAUGCUAGAAACAAAAUUACUCAAGACAUGUUGCAACCUAAGGUGCGAAGAUCUUUUUCAGACGAGGAAGGAAGUUCUGAAGAUUUGUUGGAAUUGUCAGAUGUAGAUAGUGAAUCUUCAGAUAUCAGUCAACCAUAUAUAGUAUGCAGACAGUGCCCAGGGUAUCGAAGACACUCUGUUCCAACUCUACCUGGCACAGGCCAAGAGACAGAAGCAGGAGGAAUGCAAGCGCUGGGAGAUGCACCAUCUACAUCAGCCAACUUCCCUGCGGCUGUCCAGGAAUAUGUGUGCCCUGCUCAAGGAAGUCAUGUAAUAUGCACCUGCUGCUUUCAGCCAAUGCCCGACCGAAGAGCAGAGCGUGAACAGAAUCCUCAUGUUGCUCCUCAGCAAUGUACAGUUUGUCUGCAACCCUUCUGUCAUUUAUACUGGGGCUGCACUCGGAUGGCGUGUUUUGGCUGUUUGGCGCCAUUCUGUGAAAUAAAUCUUGGUGAUAAGUGUUUAGAUGGAGUCCUAAAUAACAACCACUACGAGUCAGAUAUCCUAAAGGAUUACCUGGCAUCCAGGGGUUUGACAUGGAAAAAUAUGUUAAAUGAAAGUCUUUUAGCUCUUCAAAGAGGAGUUUUUAUGUUGUCAGAUUACAGAAUUACUGGGAACACAGUGCUUUGCUACUGUUGUGGCCUUCGCAGCUUUCGAGAACUUGCCUACCAGUACAGGCAGAAUAUUCCUGUUGCUGAAUUGCCAGUGACUGUCACAUCACGUCCUGAUUGCUACUGGGGGCGCAACUGUCGAACUCAGGUCAAAGCACAUCAUGCCAUGAAAUUCAAUCACAUUUGUGAACAAACACGAUUCAAGAACUGAAUACUUGUAGUCGUAGAGAGGGGACAAAAACCUGUUACAUGCUUGUACAGUUUAAGGUUUCAGGGGAUCUUCUCAGUUCCCCCAUAGCAGGGACUCAGUAACUUUUGCAUCAGGUAAUCUGGUGUGAACUUUUUGAUUUGUAGAAUUUUACAGCUGUACAUGAAUAAGGUAGUUUUUCUUUUUUUCCAAGAAAGUCCAGCAAGCAUUGCAUUCCAUCCUCAUGACUACAGUGUCCCUGUAUCACUUCAGUGAAGAACACAAACCGAAAUCACACACACAAAAACCAGCCAUAUCUUGGGAAGACCUAAGAAUAAGGAGUGUAUUUGCACUACUUGUGAAGAAACUAAGAAAAAUCCUUAGACUUAAAAUAGAAAUGUUUUGUAAAAGUAUCUGAUGGAUAUUUCAAGAGCCAUUAAUAUUUAAGAAGGAAAUUGUCAGUGUAUAUUUGUAACUGCAUUUUGCGGUAGCCUGAUAUUUUGUCACUACCCUUUGCGUUUGGGCUAGAAACCACAUUAAUACUCACUUAAAAAAAAAAAAAUCCGUCCAUUAAACAGCUGUUUCAACUUAAAGCUCCUACCAUAUGUGCAGUGUUAUACUGAAAGGAGUACAGUUUCUUUUCUUAGUUUAGUUGUGUUGAUGUUUUUAUUCAUAUUAAAUUACAAAUGUAAUUGCACAAAAAUUUGAAAAUCACCUUUAAAGUUGGGGUAAUACUUGAAGCAGAACAGACUUCUGCUAAUAUUACUUCUUUUAGUGUUUUAUAUCAGAAGACCAAACAGUGCUUUUGACAUAGAGCAGCCAGUAGGACACACUGGUUCGUUUUUUGGUUUUUUUUUUUUUAUUUCUUUUUUGGUUUGAUAUUGUAUGCUAAAUAUGUACCUCUGCCAUGCAGCUGUUCUCUAGCAUGCAGACACUGGUGAAAAUGUAGAAAAAGCUAUAACUUAAAACAGAAAAUAGCAGCCUUACUGGAAGGAACAAUCUUACAGGAAAUGAUUCAGUUUGGACAAAUUGUAGCAAUAUGGAGGCAUUUCUGGAUUGAUAGAGGGAUGAUGAAGGGGAACGCUGGUGUCACUGACAAAAAAAAAAAAUGUAGAUUUUAUUUUCAUGCCUUCUGUGGAGCUCGUUCAGGAAAUGUCCCAAGCAUCAUUUAAAGAAAUAAAUUUAAAAAAUCCCAGCAUAACCCACCACCCCCAAAUUCACACGAUCUGAUCUCUCUCAUCAUAUUCAUUAUAAUCUGUUAGCUAAUGUUCACAAACCUCGACUGGGACCAAUUUUUCUUUUUCAUCAUACCUAGAAGAGCGAAACAGAAUGAGAAGAAAGCAUACAAAGUUACCUCUGUAGAUACCAUGUUGUUUUUACAUAUGCCUUAUUUUAUGAGCAGGAUUUAUACUGCAAUGCUAAAAAGUGUACACACAUUAUCUUGUGAUAUAAUGGAGCACAAAUGAUGCAGCACAUCGUGUCUACUGGUGUCAGUGAAUCAAACAACUAUUUCCAGUAAUGCACAUCUUAAUAUGAAUGCUAAUUAGAAUGAUGCAUUUCUGUUUAGAUUUUUAUUUUUUAAAAGAGCUGUCGCAAGGAUGGGUCUGUUGACCAUGCCCGUGUGCUAUUAAAAAUACACUUUGGUGUGGACUUCUCUUGUAAUCUCUGGGCAUUUUCUCCUGUGAGUAGGAUUGAAAUUGGAUCUGGAAUAAUACUUGAAACUUCUUUUAACAACAGCAGUGUGUUUCUGUCUUUUAUAUUAUUAACAAUGUUCUGUUGCUUCUGUAUUUGUAUUUUAUGUUUAGAUUUUUUUUUAAUGGUUAUUGUAUCUUCUCAGGACAACCAUUCCCAGCUGGUUUUGAUCUCAUUUUCAUCUCUGGCUGUGCAUGUAGCAAAUUGAGUGCAGUUGUGGAGAUCAAGCCUUUGCACAUUAUAUGCAGAAAUGUGCUUUGCGUUCUCAUUCACCACUUCCCACACCCCAGAUGGGCUUUCAGCAUAGACUUGUCACUGUGCUAGUGUUCAAGCCUCUUGUGCUGAAUUUUUUUUGAUGGUCAAGAAUAGUGUGUCUGCAGUACUAUGUACAACCUUGCUUGCACUUACUCAAGUUAUGUUUGUGUAGGGAUGUAUUAUGUGACUUUAAGAAAAAAAAAAUUGGGGGAAAAAAACCAACAAACAACAAAACUCAUGUACUUAACAUCUUAAACUACCUGUGCAGUAGAGGGUCUUGAAAUUCCUUUUAUAAACCGCUCUUCCUUUUCCCUGUUACAGAUAAUUAAUCUGCCUUUCUAUGCAUAUAGGGUUGCGGUAGUGCAAUGGAACGAAGGGAUUUUUUUGGUCAUUUAUAUUGUACCAGGAAGAGAUGAGAAAUUAACUGGUAGAUGGGGAGGGUGAGUGAAUCCUGAUCUUUAUAUGCUCUUAAGUAAGUAAGAGUAUCUGUCAUGGGUAUUACAUACUCUAUACAUUAGACCUUUUUAAAUGUAUGGUUACCAGGUGAUAGUUAAUGUGAUAAAUGUAUGAACUAUGCUUGGUGUAAUUGUUUAAAUACUGUAAAGGUGCAGCAUAUUUUUAACCUGUCUAAAGCACACCCCCACCUCCUUUAUAAGAGAUACUUGGAAGCUGAGCAUGAAACGUGGUAGAAUAGAUGUUGUGAAAACCGAGGUGAUUAUGGUAGAGUUUGACAUAGUGGUGAACAAGGUAUAUAGUCUCUCUCUUUGAGAAAGCUCUUUUAUAAAGAAGGUGGAGCGUAGUUCUUCCAGUUCUCUUUUGUGAUUUAUUUUUUUUCCUGAACUAAGAAGUUAUUAAUUAAAAAAAAAAAAAAAAAGAUAUUCACUGAAGUUGUCUGUUUCUUCUGUGGCAUAUUCUGUCACCACAGAAAUGGAUCUGUGCAACACUUUCUAAUGCUCGGUCAAGCUAUUGGUUAUUUUAAAGUUGAGAUUUUACAACUAAAUAUCAUCCUUGAAUUUGUAGUAUCUGAAAAUGACAGGAGUUUUUCUGUCAUUCCAAGAAAUUCUCUCCAACUUUCUUAAGUGUCAGCUCACAAAGGAUCAUCAGUAUCUCUGCAGAGUGAUAUAAGCCAAAAACUAUUAAGUAACAAGAUGAUUUCAGAGUGCUGAAAGCCAAAACUAUUAAGUAACAAGACGAUUUCAGGGUGCUAGUAAAUAACAAAAGUUUACUACUCUUAAAAAAAGUGGAUACCAUUUUAAUUUCUUGCAACACCAUAAACACUGAAGUGAGAAGCAUGAUAGCACUAUUGAUUUAACAGCAGGCUGGAGAAAAUGAUUGUUACAUUGUGUUCGUCUUUACAAUGAUCUAAUUUGUGUAAAUGAUAAGAUUUC
Molecule: messenger RNA, 5504 nt
Organism: Chroicocephalus ridibundus (black-headed gull)
Lineage: Eukaryota; Metazoa; Chordata; Aves; Charadriiformes; Laridae
Gene: CHFR
Product: checkpoint with forkhead and ring finger domains
Exons: 18
Coding region: 151-2193 (680 amino acids)
Biological process (GO): mitotic cell cycle checkpoint signaling; protein ubiquitination; ubiquitin-dependent protein catabolic process
Cellular component (GO): nucleus
Molecular function (GO): ubiquitin-protein transferase activity; protein binding
Source: RefSeq, a predicted model, not a curated record